Molecule: messenger RNA, 261 nt
Organism: Aureobasidium musti
Lineage: Eukaryota; Fungi; Ascomycota; Dothideomycetes; Dothideales; Saccotheciaceae
Source: the annotation of a GenBank genome assembly
AUGGGCACUUCAGUCACUUCUUUGGCCAAAAACGCAAGACGAACUGCCCUUAAGGCCUCACCAAAAGGUGCUCGCGGCUUGAGUAACGCUUCCAAACUGGCACAAUUGUUUGCUCAACGCUACCCUUACAACGGGAAAUCACUGUCCACCGAUCUAGAUGCGGUUGAGAAACACGUCAAGAGCCAGUUCAGCGAUCCUGAGAACUUCGCUUUCGAAGGUUUCCCGCCGACCGAUGAAGUUGCAGCUCAGGUACGUACUUGA